CUCCCACAAACGAAUUCGUGUUUUUUUACUAACUUCCCAGCAGUUUUCAUACCCAACGUUACACAUCGCAGAAGUGGAAAAUACAGUCAAAUCUGAUUGAAGAGUUCAUAACUUUUUGAACCAUAUCUUUCUGUGCGCUUGUUCUACAUUCCAACUGCGAGUGAAAGUGCUCAAGUCACAUUCAGUGAGCCGUGCCUUAAGCGGAAAACACAGAGGAGAUUUCCAACCCCCUUGGAGAACAUAAGGCGCUGACUGUCAGACGUCUUGCAGUUGUUUCUGGCUGAGAAACACAGACCCAACAUGGACGAGGCAGAGAAGUACCAGCAGAGAGUGCAGGCUAUAGAGGACAAGCGACGUAAGCAGCAGGACGACGAGAAAGCAAGGAGGGAGAUGGAGGAGGAGUGGCUGACGCAGGCCCAGCACAAGCGGAAGUCCUUGAGGGACCAGUGGCUGAGCGAGAACCCCCAGCCUGUCCCUGGGCACAGCGCUGAGAACUACACAGAGGAGUUGCCAACUGAAGAGGAUAUAGUGGAGGUCAUUGAAUCCACAAGCUACACAGUCACCAAUGCCCAGAACCACAGCCAGGCUGACAUUGAAGAGGGUGAGAUACAAGUCAUCGUCAGAGCUGCUGGGGGUCAGCUCCCGGGGCCAGUAAUGGAGAGGGUUCUCCAUGAGAAUGGACUGGAAGGUCGAUCAGUGCUGGGGAUGGUUGCAGUGCAGGUGGAGAGGGAUUCAAAGACAGGGGUCACCAAGAUCAGGUCUGUGGUGCCCGUGUCUGGAGCACCCAGGGCCUUGGGGGAGACGGUGUUCAAUGACAGCAGGAAGAGCGUCCACCACAUCGGUGGGGCAGAGGGGCAGCCUUCUGCUGAGGAGCUGGGACAGCUCCUUAGUGUCAUCAACGAUGUCGGGAUGCAAGUGCUGCUGGAUGAGAUCCCAGUUGUACCACAACAGAAGGCAGAGGAGAAGAUAGAGGUUGGUGGUGGGAUGGAAGAGGAGGUGGACAAUGUGGAGGACCUGCUGCACCUACAACCCUGGGCUACACUGAGGAAGAAGUUGAGGUUGUGGGGCAUGAGGAUGAUGAGAUGGACGAGGAGAUAGAAAUA
Messenger RNA from Oncorhynchus keta (chum salmon), 1103 nucleotides. Its product is annotated as palmdelphin-like. The transcript is spliced from 9 exons. The coding region runs from base 301 to 1098 and encodes 265 amino acids. NCBI's taxonomy places the organism in Eukaryota, Metazoa, Chordata, Actinopteri, Salmoniformes, Salmonidae. The record is from RefSeq and is a predicted model, not a curated record.